Messenger RNA from Cuscuta campestris, 1713 nucleotides. NCBI's taxonomy places the organism in Eukaryota, Viridiplantae, Streptophyta, Magnoliopsida, Solanales, Convolvulaceae. The record is from the annotation of a GenBank genome assembly.
AUGCGUACACCAAACACGCCUCUCUUUCUCUCUUCUCCAUCAAAGACAACAAGACUCAUUGAAGAAGAAAGAAAGAAAGAAAGAAAAGAAAAUGGAGGGAACAUAAAAGCCGCCAUUAUUAGCCAUACACUUCUAAAUCUUUUAUGCAAUUUCGGGUUUUUGGGUUGGUGGUGGAGAUGUGAUUCUCAUUUAUGAAGGGAAUUGGAGUUUUCCAGUCCGAGGGGAAUUAAUGGAAGAGAUGUCUCCAGCAGUAUCCUUUACACUCCGGUUAAGUGACACAAUCGUUGAUAGCCCUACGACAGGGAUUACUAGGCUGAAAAUUGUGGCUGAUGGAAGCAGUUGCAAUGGUGCGAAAGUUGAUGGAACUAAAUCAACUAAUGAAAUUAAUAGUGAGGAAAUGACCUCACAGAUAAGAUUGCCAAUUGCUGUUGAGUUUGAAGGCAUUGAUAGUGGCCAAAUUGUUGCUAAGGUUAUAAGUGUGGAAAAACCAAGUUUUGAAGACAUUUCUUCUUGUCCCCAUUCGAAUAAAGGAGGUGUGAAGAGUGUGUUUGAAUUGGAUUGUGUGCCAAUAUGGGGUUAUGUGUCUAUAUGUGGAAAGAGCCAAGAAAUGGAAGAUGCAGCCAUGGCAGCUCCAUACUUUAUGAGAAUUCCUAUUAAGAUGUUCAUUGGGGACCGUGUGGUGGAUGAUGGGCUUAGCCAAACUUUGAGUCACCUAACUUCUCAUUUUUUUGGAGUUUACGAUGGUCAUGGAGGAUCCCAGGUUGCCAACUACUGCCGGGAAUGAAUCCAUUUGGCUUUAGCUGAAGAGUUGAAAUUUUCCAAAGAUGAUUUAUUGUGUGAUAGCAGUUCAAGGGAUGUUAGGCAAUUGCUGUGGGAGAGGGCGUUCAGAAGCUGCUUUCUGAAGGUUGAUGAUGAAGUCGGAGGAAAAGUGGGCAUGGAAGAUGACGCGGCUGGAGAAUCUGACCCCAUUGCCCCUGAAACCGUGGGAUCCACAGCUGUGGUUGCAGUGAUUUCUUCUUCACAUAUUGUAGUUGCAAACUGCGGGGAUUCAAGAGCUGUCCUUUAUCGCGGGAAACAAGCCAUGGCUUUGUCAAUCGAUCACAAACCAAAUCGCCAAGACGAGUGUACAAGAAUUGAAGCUUUAGGUGGCAAGGUUAUACAGUGGAAUGGACAUCGCGUUUUCGGCGUUCUUGCAAUGUCAAGGGCUAUUGGUGACAGAUACUUGAAGCCAUGGAUCAUACCAGAACCAGAAGUGGCAUUCGUCCCCAGAGCCAGAGAUGACGAAUGCCUUGUUUUGGCCAGCGAUGGCCUGUGGGAUGUGAUGACAAAUUUGGAGGCGUGUGAAGCGGCAAGAAAGAAGAUUCUGGUUUGGCACAAGAAGAACGGUGGGCCAAAGCCUUCAGAGAGGGGCGCAGGGGUUGACCCUGCUGCACAAGCAGCAGCAGAUUACCUCUCCAUGCUUGCCCUCCAGAGGGGAAGCAGAGACAACAUCUCUGUCAUUGUUGUGGACUUGAAAGCUCAAAGGAAGUUCAAGACCAAAUCUUAGUUGACCAUUCAUCAUCUCUAUUGCUGCAGAAUUCAUGAAUUGCAUCUUGUCAUUAUCAUUUCAUGAUUUUUGCCCAUUCUUUUUUCAUGUGGGCUUGAAGUGUGUGCAUGGCAAUAGUGCUUAGUAUUUGUAUUUGUAGAAACCUUUACUAAAAAUGACUUCUUUUU